This is a messenger RNA of Photinus pyralis (common eastern firefly), 567 nucleotides long. RefSeq lists its product as uncharacterized. The record is from RefSeq and is a predicted model, not a curated record. NCBI's taxonomy places the organism in Eukaryota, Metazoa, Arthropoda, Insecta, Coleoptera, Lampyridae. Bases 47 to 502 code for a protein of 151 amino acids. The transcript has 2 exons.
ACUUGGAUAACGAAGGUGUGAUAUUUCUAACUGACAUAGACUAACCAUGAUAUGGUUCGCUGUUCUUCUCGCGUUGGUUAGCAUUUCAGAGUGUAACUCGCAGCGUCCCGCCAACUGUCCGUCGAAAAAAUGCGACGGACUGAUGCAAAUGAAGGACGCCAUGGUGAACCUUCCGUUCGGAUGUCUUCCUUCCGAGAAUUUGAGAAGCUUGUGGCGGUGCAUGUGUGAAACUCGAAAGGAUCAGUGUUUCGCCGACGUCUACAAUAACUGCUCUAAGAUAGUGGAGGCUUCCGGGCAAGGAUGCAAAACGUGUGACAGAGAGGUGUUACUAGCAAGCGUCGAUUCAUUUCGUGCGGUGGACAACAGGUGCUGUUGUCCUGUAUUCCACGGCACCUUGAAUGGCUGUUUGUGCUCGGUGAUACUUGAUGAUUGUCCUGGGCCUCAAUUUACCGAUUGCUAUCAACAAGCAGCAGCUGCAGCGAUCGCUGCCCAAUCAUCUUAAGCAUAUGCUGUCAGCUCUUAAAUGUAUAAUAAAUUCGCCCUUAUUAUAGUGCAGUUAUUUACUUA